This is a messenger RNA of Aspergillus pseudonomiae, 1512 nucleotides long. Its product is annotated as fungal specific transcription factor domain-containing protein. The record is from RefSeq and is a predicted model, not a curated record. Gene Ontology annotation, molecular function: zinc ion binding; DNA binding. Gene Ontology annotation, biological process: DNA-templated transcription. The transcript has a single exon. Gene Ontology annotation, cellular component: nucleus. NCBI's taxonomy places the organism in Eukaryota, Fungi, Ascomycota, Eurotiomycetes, Eurotiales, Aspergillaceae. Bases 1 to 1512 code for a protein of 503 amino acids.
AUGUAUUUCAUAUACACCACGUUCACCCGUCUACCUUCUAAUAAGAGCAUACAGAUUGAACAGCUCUUGAGUCACCACCACGAAAGUGGCAACCAUUCGAGUAACGAGCAGCAGAAACAUGAGCAGGCAGACCCUGAAGGUACGACUUUCUUCGCCGAGAUUGACAACCUUUAUCGAAGCUCGCGAAGGACCCUACUUUCACAUGUCCCUCCUCGCUACAUGGCAGAGACUUUUAUCAAGUGUUACUUCGACGCCAUUGAGCCGGCUCAUCAGGUCUUACAAUCGGGUUCUUUUCUUGACGAGGUGUCGUCUUUCUGGUCAAGGCCAGGUGCGGCUGAUGAUUCAUGGUUGGCCAAAUUCUUUGCGACCCUAGCUCUCGGAAGCCUCCUCCAUUGUUCUUGCCAAUCGACGGAAACGUCAGCUGAGCAACUUCCGAACACACUCUAUGGGGUUGCGCACUCAUGUCUAAGACGUACCCCGUACAUGGCUCAGCCUAAUAGGGAUAAUAUCAGGACUUUGUGCUUGCUCGUUAUCUUCAGACAACUCACCAGCCUAUUCUGUGUUGAGUCUGACGGCCUUUGGCCAGUUACUGGGUUGAUCGUUCGCUUAGCUAUCUCAUUGGGAGUCCAUAAAUCGGAUCCAAAAAACGGCAGCAUGGGGCAAGCCAUUCCUACGGCCGACAAAAAACUCUGGCAUGCAGUUCUAUUUCUUGAUCUACGACAGAGCCUUGCGUCUGGGCGCCCAGUCAUGACCCCCUAUUCGAUGUAUUGCCAUGCGGAAAUCACAGACACCGCCAACAGAGACCCACAAGAAAAAGAGCAGACCACCGCAUCUAGUGACUGCAACGGAUCCCACGAUUUUGGGGACAUCGGUUUUGGUCAUCUUACUCUAAUAUACGAAGUCCUCGAGUUGUCCUCUCGCGCUCAUUCAAUUCCCUAUGACUUGGUUAUCGCAUAUGAUGGACGACUGCGUCAGCUCUUGGGCCAUUACCAUCGCAGGGUCAUGGCGAGCGUGCCGCGACCGCAUCAAUCGGACAAUACAAUUUCGCGGCAGCAUUUCGAGUGGCCCAUGAUCAAUAUUUUUUUACGUCGGGUGCUCUUGGCGUUGCAUAACCCUUUCUGCCACCGAGAAAGAGCAUAUGCAGUGUACCCAACCUCGUAUUGGUCAACACUCGAGUGCUGUUUGUCCUUGCUCUCGGAGCAGAAUAACCUAUGCCAAGGCGGCCUCGAAUUGUGUGGGGUGUCCACAUUCUUUUACGCAAGACUCUUUCGGCAAGAGUUCUACCUUGCUGCGGUCACAAUCUCAUUGCGCAUACUAGAAGGAGAAUCGCCCAUAGAGCCAUCGAAUCAUUGCAAUUGUAGCAAACGCGCUCGACAAACAAUCUGCGAUACCCUAAUUGCCUGCCGGGACAUCUGGAGGGCGCAAAAAGACAUCUCGACCUGUCAUCGUAAAUGCUUUGAGUCCCUCGAUUCUGUGCUUCAGGUCAUAGAGAUUAGAGAUGAUCUAGCUUAG